Oryza brachyantha (malo sina) is the source of this 879-nucleotide messenger RNA. RefSeq names its product myb-related protein Zm38-like. The coding region runs from base 76 to 792 and encodes 238 amino acids. The record is from RefSeq and is a predicted model, not a curated record. The transcript has 2 exons. Lineage: Eukaryota; Viridiplantae; Streptophyta; Magnoliopsida; Poales; Poaceae.
CCACCCGCCGCUCGCCACGCGAGCUAGGAGCCUAGGAGGAGGGGGAGAUCCGUCCACAUCGUCGCGCUUGCAUCCAUGGGGAGGUCGCCGUGCUGCGAGAAGGAGCACACCAACAAGGGCGCGUGGACCAAGGAGGAAGACGAGCGGCUGGUGUCUUACAUCCGCGCCCACGGCGAGGGGUGCUGGCGCUCGCUGCCCAAGGCCGCCGGUCUUCUCCGCUGCGGCAAGAGCUGCCGCCUCCGGUGGAUCAACUACCUCAGGCCUGACCUCAAGCGCGGCAACUUCACCGCCGACGAGGAUGACCUCAUCAUCAAGCUCCACAGCCUCCUCGGCAACAAGUGGUCGCUGAUCGCCGCGCGGCUGCCGGGGAGGACGGACAACGAGAUCAAGAACUACUGGAACACGCACAUCCGGCGGAAGCUGCUGGGGAGAGGGAUCGACCCCGUCACCCACCGCCCCGUCAACGCCGCCGCCGCCGCCACCAUCUCCUUCCAGCCCCAGGCGCCGCCGCCAACGUCGCCGGAAAAGGAGCAGCUCGACAAGCCGCCCAGAUGCCCCGACCUCAACCUCGACCUCUGCAUCAGCCCACCGUCCUCCCAGGAGUACGACGACGAAGACGACGACGUCAAGCCGGCCAAGAGGGCGCCGGAGCUGCAGCCCCGCCGCGGCGGCGGCCUCUGCUUCGGCUGCAGCAUCGGCCUCCAGAAGGAGUGCAACUGCAUCAGCAGAGGCAACAGCUUCCUCGGCCUCAGGGCUGGCAUGCUCGACUUCAGAAGCCUCCCCAUGAAAUAAUCCUGCAGAUCAAAUCACCCCAUGAUUUCUACUCCUCUCCUCUAAUCUUUUGGGUUCUUUGGUAGCUAGCUUUUGGUUAAUCCUUUU